UUCGAACAGAGCCAUUCGACGGAGGAUUUGCCAGGUGGUUAGAAUGGCCCACCGGCAGAAUGCCAGCAUGGCUCAUAAAGAAUGUAUCGGUACGAGACAACCUCUGCACUCCGCCGGGCGCCGAACCUGAGAACUCCAACAGUUCCUCUCUCUCGAUCUCGAUAACGUCCCUUCCCCGUUAAUUCUAACGGCGGAAAAUGCUCCGGAACCUCCGGAUACGUCGGCGGCCCCGUUACGGAGUUCAGGUCUGCGCCGUCAUCUCUGCGCUCCUCCUCCUCCUCCUCUCUGUCUCUCUCCUCUACAGCAGCCUCUCGCACUCCCAAUCUCACCCUUACCGCAACCACUUCUACACAAGAUCCCAAAACGACAUCGAUUCCACCCCCAUCCUCUCCGACUCCCAACACGAGGGCGUUUCGACCUCCGAGGACAAAAUCGACGAGCUUGACAUUGUCGAGGAAGAGCAACAACAGCAUGACGAAGCCGAAGAUGAAGAUGACAACGACCAAUCGGAUCAGUAUCGGGCUUCCGGAUACUUCUUCGACCAUCUCAGUGGGGCCAUCAGGAGGGCUAUUGGUAAGCGCUCGAUCGACCAGUGGGACGACGAUUGGUUAGGAAUCAUGAUAGGAUCGAGCAUGGAUGAUCGGAGUAAGGCCGCGAUUGGCUCCGACGACGUGCCGGUGGACGAGAUGGUGCGGCGGAAGGUGACCGAGUUGGUUUCGAUCGAGGACGCGCUGUUGGUGAAACUGACGGGUCGUGGGAGAGCCUCGCCCUUGAGGGAAGGGUGGGGGGAUUGGUUCGAUAAGAAGAGCGACUUCUUGAGGAGGGAUAAAAUGUUUAAGUCCAAUGUGGAGGCUUUGAACCCUUUGAAUAAUCCGAUGCUUCAAGAUCCAGAUGGUGUGGGUGUCACCACGCUGACGAGGGGCGAUCGGUUGGCCCAGAAAUGGUGGUUGAAUCAAUUCAGGAGACCCCCUUUUCUGGCCAAAAAGCCGUUGAGUGUUUCGGAGGUGAAUAGCAAAUUGAAACCCAAAGAAAACCACAUUGGUUUUGGUGUGGCAAGUAAGGAGAGUGAUAGCAGUUUCAAUGGUAGUGGUGGAGAUUUGAGACUAAGAACUGAGGUGAAGAGGGCGGAGCGUAGAACUUUAAUUGAAAAUGUAAAUGUAGAUAAUGGAUUGAAUGGUAGGAGAAUUAUCAAUACAGAGGAUGAGGUUUUGAAUUUAUCUGAUAGGAUUGACAGUAAGAGAACAGAGCAUAGGACCUCAGUGCAGGAUGUAGGUAAUGGAUUGACUAGUUAUACAAUUAUUGGUUCUAGCAAUAGAGAUUUGAGUUCAUCCAAGAAGAUUGACAGGUUGAAUGGUGAAUUAGGUCAUAAUGGUGGUGGUUUAGAUGAUGUGGAUGAUGAUCUGGUUGGAGGUAAGACUGAGUUUUCGGGUCAUAUAUAUGCAGAUGGGAGGAGAUGGGGUUACUAUCCUGGCUUACAUCCACGACUGUCGUUUUCGGAUUUUAUAGAUGCGUUUUUUAGGAAGGAGAAGUGUGAUAUGAGAGUUUUUAUGGUGUGGAAUUCGCCACCUUGGACGUAUGGUGUGCGGCACCAGCGGGGGCUUGAGAGUUUACUUUCUUGGCAUCGAGACGCCUGUGUUGUGGUGUUUUCGGAGACAAUCGAGCUUGAUUUUUUCAAGUACAGCCUUGUGAAUGAUGGUUAUAAAGUUGCUGUUGCCAUGCCAAAUCUUGACGAAUUGCUGAAGGAUACCCCGACCCACGUAUUUGCUUCUGUCUGGUUUGAAUGGAGAAAGACAAAGUUUUAUUGUACUCACUACAGUGAGCUUGUCCGUCUUGCUGCUCUCUACAAAUAUGGUGGAAUAUAUCUUGAUUCUGAUAUCAUAAUUUUGAAGCCGUUAUCUGUGCUUAAUAAUAUUGUUGGUAUGGAGGAUCAUCUUACUGGAAGUUCUUUGAAUGGUGCUGUGAUGGCAUUUAGGAAGCACAGCUCUUUCAUAAUGGAGUGCUUGAAAGAGUUCUAUAUGACUUAUGAUGAUACACGUUUGAGAUGGAAUGGGGCUGAUCUUUUGACAAGAGUUGCAAGAAAGUUUUUGAGUCUAGAGAAUACAUCCACUAAACAGCUGGAAUUGAAUGUGCAAGCUUCUUUCACUUUCUUCCCUAUCAGUUCUCUGCAUAUCACAAGAUAUUUUUCUACACCGGCAACUGAGACUGAGAAAGCUCAACAAGAUGCUUUGUUCAGGAAGAUUCUGAACGAGUCAUUGACUUUUCAUUUUUGGAACAGCUUGACAUCUGCACUCAUUCCAGAGACAGACAGCCUUGUAUCCAGGCUUAUUGAUCACCACUAUAUACAUUGUUUUGAUGUGUUGUGACCUUCACAUAAGACUACAUUUGUCUAAAUCAGGUCAAAAUAGAAUGCAGCAAAUAGCCUUAACUUAUCGAAGCAUCCAUUUCCUAGCCACUAGAGAAAUCUGAGAUUCUGGGGCUCUGGGUUGUAUCGGCCAUCGGAGUUUAGGUUGGUAACAUGAGGUGUAGCCAUAUUCGUGUACUUGUACAGUAUUAUUUGUAUGUUCAUUGUGCUGAAAACAUAGGUCUCUUACAAUGCCGAUACAAAAUCAAUCGUGUUUUUUAUAGGUCAGGGUAAAUUUUUAGUCUGAUUUGUUGCUGAGCAGGAUGUUUUUAUUUUAUUACUCAUCUUCGUCGGUCUUCUUGCCAAUGUAAUAUAUAAUCAAGUUAAAGAUGCA
This is a messenger RNA of Juglans microcarpa x Juglans regia, 2735 nucleotides long. RefSeq lists its product as uncharacterized. Bases 198 to 2363 code for a protein of 721 amino acids. The transcript is spliced from 5 exons. Lineage: Eukaryota; Viridiplantae; Streptophyta; Magnoliopsida; Fagales; Juglandaceae. The record is from RefSeq and is a predicted model, not a curated record.